Messenger RNA from Xenopus tropicalis (tropical clawed frog), 7117 nucleotides. RefSeq names its product dystrobrevin alpha (gene dtna). NCBI's taxonomy places the organism in Eukaryota, Metazoa, Chordata, Amphibia, Anura, Pipidae. Gene Ontology annotation, cellular component: cytoplasm; synapse; plasma membrane. The record is from RefSeq and is a predicted model, not a curated record. The transcript is spliced from 23 exons. Gene Ontology annotation, molecular function: zinc ion binding. Bases 831 to 3080 code for a protein of 749 amino acids.
UGAUAGCACAGACAUUUACUUGUAUUAGUUUUGAUGAGUACCAAGCAGCGACCUAGUUCAGUUUCUGCAGUCUGUGCCUAGUUCAGUUUCUGCAAGGUUUGCUUUAUGAUGUUUAAAGGUAACUGUGUCUAAAAACAGUCUGUUGCAUAAUGUAAAAAAAACUGUCAUUUUAAAAAGCUAUCCAGCGCAUAUAAAUUACAUGUUUUCAAUUGUUUUUUGAAAGGCUCUAACACUGCGUGAAACACCCGUGUUUAAGAGCCCUAAAGAAAUGGUAUAAUUUCUGCAGGGGUGCCAAAUAUUAGGCACCCCCCCCCCAGUGAUUAUGACUUACCUGAAACCCCAGGCUGUAUUUCCUAUACCCCAGCAGUGGCAGAGCCUUCUCCCAUACUUACAACCCCAUCUAGAACCCUGCACUAACUUCUUUCUUGGCACUGCAUAAACACAGGCAGUUUCCCCAUAAAUUAGGGUAAAUAUGCAUAACUACAUUUCCCAAAAUUUCUUCAACAGCCUUCAGCUGUCAGGAAUUGUAGUUUAUCAACUUCUGCAGUAGCACAGGAUGCCCAGCCUUGCAAUUGGCUGCUUUUGUGAUGCAUUUGCCUUAUUAUUUAUUCUGUUUACUUUGGCUGUCUAUAAAUAAAGCAGCACUGGGUUUGUUAUCAGUAUGUUGGAGAGGUGCCUGCAGUUUCCUCUGUACACAGACCUGAAAUGCUCUACCCAGCAUAUGGGCUCUACAGGAAGUGCCAGUUUGGUUCCGAUCUUGAGAAUCACUGCUGUUUAACUACCGAUUAACACAGAUGGUGGCUGGUUAAGAUGCUGUGAAGUUCUAAAGAAUGAUUGAGGACUCUGGAAAAAGGGGGAAUACCAUGGCAGAACGAAGGCAGCUGUUUGCAGAAAUGCGUGCUCAAGAUUUGGAUCGAAUUCGAUUGUCUACAUACCGAACGGCCUGCAAGCUUCGUUUUGUGCAGAAAAAAUGCAACUUGCAUCUGGUGGAUAUCUGGAACAUUAUAGAAGCGCUACGGGAAAAUUCACUAAACAACGUGGACCCAAAUGUGGAACUGAAUGUGGCUCGCUUGGAAGCGGUGCUCUCAACAGUUUUUUUCCAGCUAAACAAGCGGAUGCCAACCACUCACCAGAUCAAUGUAGAACAAUCAAUCAGCCUAAUGUUAAACUUCCUUCUCACUGCUUAUGAUUCGGAAGGGCAUGGUAAGAUUACAGUUUUCGCAGUCAAAAUGGCUCUAGCAACUUUAUGUGGAGGAAAAAUUAUGGACAAAUUAAGAUAUAUUUACUCCAUGAUAUCUGAUACAAAUGGUAUGAUGGUAUAUGGGCGCUAUGAUCAAUUUCUAAGAGAGGUGCUUAAAUUACCCACUGCAAUUUUUGAGGGCCCUUCAUUUGGUUACACAGAGCAAGCUGCCAGGUCGUGUUUUUCACAGCAGAAAAAAGUUACCUUAAACUCUUUCCUGGAUACACUUAUGUCUGACCCACCACCUCAGUGUCUUGUCUGGUUACCUCUUCUGCAUCGACUGGCGAAUGUAGAAAACGUCUUCCAUCCUGUUGAGUGUUCCUAUUGCCACAGUGAGAGCAUGAUGGGUUUUCGUUAUCGCUGCCAGCAGUGUCACAAUUACCAGCUCUGUCAGGAUUGCUUCUGGAGGGGACAUGCCAGUGGUUCCCAUAGCAACCAGCACCAAAUGAAAGAGUACACGUCAUGGAAAUCACCCGCUAAGAAGUUAAGCACUGCACUUAGCAAGUCCUUAAGCUGUGCUUCCAGCCGUGAGCCUCUGCACCCCAUGUUUCCUGACCAGCCUGAAAAGCCUCUUAACCUGGCUCACAUUGUUGAUACUUGGCCUCCCAGACCAGUUACCAGCAUGAAUGACAACAUCUUCUCUCACUCUGUUCCCUGCUCAGGAAGUCCAUUCACAAACAAAAUUUCUCCUCACAAGAGUACAGAAGUGGAGCAGAGCAAAUAUCUGGCUAGGGCUGCUCCGACUUUGCUAAAGGGAAAAGGGUUGCAAUACAGCCUGGAUGUGGCAGAUAGGCUGGCCGAUGAACAUGUUCUUAUCGGGGUAUAUGCCAACAUGCUACAGAACAACCAUUCACGAAUGCUGGACAGCCCAAGCCGACUGGACGAAGAACACAGACUGAUUGCCAGAUACGCAGCAAGGCUGGCAGCAGAAAAUUCUUCAGCACAGGCUCAGCAGAGAGGAGGAGCUGAUAUCUCCUUUACUAUUGAUGCAAAUAAGCAACAGCGACAACUCAUUGCAGAGCUUGAAAACAAGAAUAGGGAAAUCCUGCAGGAAAUCCAGCGAUUGCGAAUUGAACAUGAACAGGCAUCACAGCCCACACCGGAGAAAGCACAACAGAAUCCCACCCUCUUGGCUGAGCUGCGGCUCCUCAGACAGCGCAAAGAUGAACUUGAGCAGAGGAUGUCUGCCCUGCAGGAAAGCAGGAGGGAGCUGAUGGUGCAGCUGGAAGGCCUCAUGAAACUUCUAAAGGAGCAAGAGCUGCGACAGGAAACUCAGGGGGCUGGUUCCCCUCGCUCAUCUCCUAGUCAUACCAUUAGCCGACCGAUACCUAUGCCUAUUCGGUCAGCAUCUGCCUGCUCCACCCCAACCCACACUCCUCAGGAUUCUCUGACUGGUGUUGGGGGAGAUGUGCAAGAAGCUUUUGCUCAGAGUGCAAGGAGAAAUUUACGUAAUGAUUUACUUGUAGCAGCUGAUUCCAUUACCAAUACUAUGUCUUCUCUGGUUAAAGAGCUGAAGUCAGAUGUUGGAAAUGAAACAGAGUGUGGUGUGGAUACCGAAUAUGGCCGUGUUCAUUUUGAUGAUUUGGUUCCUUCCCCAACCUCAGAGAAGGCAUUCCUUGCCCAGAUCCAUGCACGAAAACCAGGGUUUAAUCAUCAUUCUGCUGCUACUGGCAACAUUCGCACUGACUUGGGUACAGAGGGUUCCUACGGUCGGCAUGAUGAUGAGACUUAUGAGAAUGACUCUGUGCGCCAGUUAGAACAUGAGCUGAAGAUGGAAGAGUAUUUAAAGCAGAAGUUACAAGAUGAAGCUUAUCAGAUAAGCUUUAGUCCAGAGAAGUAGCGGUGAGGACUGCCAACUGAGUAAUGAGCAAACGGCACAAAUCCAGACUCCCUGAGAGGAUCAUGAGGGGAAAUGUCUGCUGCAUCUUCUGGCACCAUGGAAUGUAGCACAGUCCAUUUUCUGCUAAACCUUGUAGUUUGUAGGUGUGUGUUUUGAAAUAAUGAGAAGCUUUUGUUUGAGUUUUAAACAUAAUUUGCAUCACCAGUAACAAAAAAAAAAACUAGUAUAUGGUUUGCACUCUUUAAUUAACAUGUUGCAUUAGACUUUUGUUGGUUUUCCACGUGAAAAAUGUUUGUGCUGAACUCAUUUGGUAGCCAAGUGGCUAACACACUUCCUGACUGAUCAGACAUGAGAAGGGGUUAAAAAAUCACUGCUUUCCACUGGCCUUCAGGGAGCCAUCUGACUGCACAUGACCAUAACAGACUUCAGAUAAAGUCCUGGAUAAGAAGCUGGUGGCUUCCUGGAUUAUCCUCAAGCAGUGACUUAAUCAGCACCAUGGAAUGGUGAGCACUAAAAAGCCAAUGAUCUGAAGAGGAAUUAUUUCUCUUCGAUAACUACUAGAUAUCUGAGUGCCUUAGUGCCACCCAAGCUCACUCUGCCACGUAUCUAGUAGCGGUGGCCAAGUAAAUAGUCCUACGCCUUUCUAACAAUGAACUCUCCUACAGUCCACUACUGCAACUGUGCCCACCUGCUGACCCCUUGUGUGCCAGGGAAGUAACAGUGUUAUGCCUUGCAUACUCACUGGCACACAAGGGCUUCCACCUGCCAUAUGUAAUGUAACCCUACAACCUGCAUUGAACUAUAUGCACCAGAACAUAAUGCACCCAGCACGCAUUAAACUCUGGUUACCACCCAUCAGAGGACCUACAAAUAACAGUAAAUAGAUGCAGAUUCGCUCUCACACACAGCAUUAUUUUUUCCCAAUCAAUUAUUCUUUGCAGGUUUUUGCACUUGAAUUAGAUUUGUGAUCCUAGUCAUUAAUGGCUUAAUAGGCUUAUUAAAAAACAAAAAAUGAAAAAACAAAGAAACACACUUAAAGCCAUGCAGCACUUUAUGGCUUUUUUUGAAUCACUGGAUAUUAAUAAGAUAUAUUUCUUUAUAUAUUAAUAUUUUUUUUAGUUCUUGGAAAGUUCUAGAAAUUUAUUUGUGCCACGUGCACGAAAGAAGUUUUCAUUUAGGGCUAAUGUAUAAUUUUGGGUUUAUUUCUGUCAAGAUGAUGUCAUAAAUCAGCCAUACGAAUUCUUAAUGUAAAUAUAUAUUUCUAUUUUUCAUUUUCAAUAGAGACACUCCUAUACAGAAAUAAAUAUACGUUGUUCUUAUGUCAAAUCUAAUUUUGAAAUCUGCACAGAAGUUAUAAAAAGAACUGUGAAUAAAGUUUUGAACUACUUCGCCUCUCACUAGCUGAGCGGUCCGGAGAAUCCUUCCGCAGACCAUACCAGAGAGUGAACAGGUUUACGUUAUUUAUAAACCACCGGUGCCAUAAGAUCCCAACACAACCCAACAUAUUCGUUUAUUAUGUUCCAUAAUGCAGUUUUAUAGAAAAUGGUUAUUUUUUUGUUUUAUUUUGCAGUUGAGUUUUGGAUUAAAGGCCUUUGCCUUCCAAAUGAUCAUGGGCUUUAAACGUACACUUUGUUCUCGGGAAUGCCUUACUGGCCACCAAUCAUUCUGCCUGCAUUUGAUUAUAUAUGGCGCACCACUGAAAUAUAAAAAAAAGCAAAAAGCACAAGGAUUAGUAGAUUAUUGUCUGUGGUAUUAUUCAAAGAUUUUAACCAAGCUGUGAGAACAGAUCACUAGAAUAUGUUUAAAGGGUAACAAGGUAGGGUCGUUUGUGUUAUUGAGACCAGAGUUUAUUCUUACACUCCUCAAUUUUCAGUUCAACUUUUUGAUACUUUUGUGUCAAAAAUCCCACUCUUCACUCUAUAUGAAAUUAUAUUUAUGGGCAGUUUGAUUGUGUAUCGUGAAAAUGAGAUAUUGGGUGGGCAACUAUUUGUUAGAGACAAAUGUUUACAGGUUGGAUCCCACACAAAUGAUGAUGUCUUAUGUUUCUCCAUGAUGCCUUCUGAGGAAAGGUUCUGUAUCAUUAAGAUGAUCAGUGUACUUGACUUUUACACAAUUAAAGCUGAAUAGAGGGUUUUCUAUAUAAGCAUCUUUUUUUUCCCUUAACCCAGUAUAUUUUUAGUAACAUAGGUCAUUUUAUCAGUAGGUUCAAAAUUCUUCCCAGAAUGGCCAAUUCUUCUUACUGUUGCACUUUAGAGGGCAAGGAUGGCAACUGUUUCACACGAUUGGCUGUAACUCCCUGGAAUGCUUCAAAAAACAAAAAUGUCCCUCUAUAAUCCAAUAUUAUGCUGAUAACAACAAUAUUGUAACUGUACUGGGUAUCUUGGCAUAACCGCCACAUAGAGCGGCCCCUUUUUGUAUGUUCAAACCGCCAUCUUGGCCACCUGAAUGCCUUUAUUGGCUGAGUAGAAAUGGAGUACACUAAGAUCAUGCAAAACAUUUAAUACUUAUUUCCUGCAACAUUCAUAUGGACUGUGGCACCACAAGUUACAACUGCAUAUUCAUAGUUUAUGUAUAAAACCAUUGCUUUAUGUCAUAUACUCAAAAAUGAUACGUGAUCUGUUCAAAAGCCAAAUUAUAUCAGCCAUACAAAAAAGUGGUAUAUAAUAUAAAUAAUAACUAGAGAUGUGACAGGUUUUUUUAAACAGAUUCCUGGAUUAGUUUGAUAUUUCAACUGUUCUGGUACUGUCUCACAGCUAAAUGUACUAAUAUGGAAACUAGUAGUUUGUGAUAUGGUGUUGGGUCUCUGGAGCAGGGAUGUCAGACUGGGCGUCUCUGUUCUGCAAUACUCAAUGCAAUAUACGGUGGUACUUUUGCCUGCAAAAUAACCCAUUGUAGUUAUAAAAUGAAGGAAAAACAGAAAUGGAAAGCAAAGUCUUGAUGAGGCUUAAAUCAAAGAUGGAUGAAAGUUGAAGAUUAAUAUAUACAGGUAUGGGACCUGUUAUCCAGAAUGCUUGGGACCUGGGGGUUUUCCGGAUAAGGAGUCUUUCCAUAAUUUGGAUCACAAUACAUCAGUCUAUUAAAAAAUCAUUUAUAUCCAAUAGGAUUAUUUUGCCUCCAAUCAGGAUUAAUUAUAUCUUAGUUGGGAUCAAAUACAAGGUACUGUUUUAUUUUUGCAAAGAAAAAGGAAAUAAUUUUUAAAACAUUGAAUUAAUUGAUUAAAAUUAAGUCUUUGGGAAAUGGACUUUCCAUAAUUCAGAGCUUUCUGGAUAACCGGUUCGUGGAUAAAGGAUCCCAUACCUAUUUAAUUGCGUGUUUACAGAAUGUAUAAUAAAAGGCAUAUUAGAAUGUAGAAUAUAUGUAGAAUUGCAAAUGAUUUGUGUGGCCUUUGAUGUAAUACCUUAUAUUUAAGUCUCUUGCAUAUUUUUUAUGUUUAUUGGGGAGUUCUUUUUGCAUGAGCCAAAUAUUGUGUUUGUUAGAAAAUGGUACUGUUUCAUUUUGUUCAGUUUUUCAUCCAAUCCUGUAGAUAUACCUUGUAAAUAGGGCAGCCUCUGGUUGCUUUACACUAGUGGGUUCCUUACAGUCAGUCAGGGCGAGUGCUGCUCUGUGCCUGCAUGGUGACUGCAAGCCUGAAGUUGUUGUUGAUCUGUAACUCCCAGCGCGCCCUUCUGUCAGUUUGGUGCUGAGAGUUGCAGUGCAACGUUAUCUGUAAGGCCCUUCAGUUGCCCAUGCCAGCUACAUGGGCUUUUUGACUUCUGAACCAAAAAUGUAAACACAAUCUCAAGGUUACUACCCGAUGUUUUUAAUUCCUCUGUGUCACUUGGUACAGCAAGAACAGACGCACUAACAACCGACAAUAUCAUUGGUAUUAUAACUACUGUUGUAUGGGGAUUUUGUACUGUAUUGCUGUUAAGUAUUGUUUUGUGUGUGUGUCAGAACCAUCAUGGGCACAUGUCCUAUUCUCAAGUGGUUAUAAUAACUGUGUGUCUAUAUUUUGGAAUGGAAUUAUUUCUUCAUUAAAAAUGAUUUUUAAAAACAAA